Molecule: messenger RNA, 3276 nt
Organism: Plasmodium cynomolgi strain B
Lineage: Eukaryota; Apicomplexa; Aconoidasida; Haemosporida; Plasmodiidae
Exons: 2
Coding region: 1-3276 (1091 amino acids)
Source: RefSeq, a predicted model, not a curated record
AUGACGAGCGAAAGUGGGAAGAUCUCGGGACCCGAUGAUACAAGCCACAUGCCUACGUCCUGCCCCUCUUCGAAAGACGGGAUCAAUGAGAGGAGUGAAACACAACCAGAGGAGACGACUCAAAGGAACUCAACUAGUCAACAUAAAAAUGGCACCCUUACAUUUGUCACGAAUAAAUUUUUAAACGAAAGGAGUAACGUAACGAUGGUCCAUGAGGAGGGGACCCUUGUGGGGACGCACACAUACGGGCAGUUCGUAGUACAACCUCCCUUUAAAACUGACACCAGUCUGAAGGCAGAAGAACCACCAAGUGAAACCCACGCGAAGGGAGCAAGUGCCACCAACACAGGUGAGAAAAGGAAGAGUCAGCCCCCUUCCAGGAUGAUCACCUCCUCAACCUCCUUCGCCAAAACUUGGGACGCCCAGCAAGCGAUUCUCAAAAUUUUUCCAACGAAAAAAAAAAAAAGGAAGAAGAAGAAAAAAAGAAAAGGCAGUACCCUUCAUGGGGUUAGAAAUGCCGCUUCGAACGAAAGCACCAAGGAACUGAUCAAAGGCGGAAGCAGCCUCCACUACGACUCCUGGCACGAGAUGGACGACCCGAAAGGGGAAGAUCUGACCAGCCGAAAGACGCCAAUCAGGGAAGAGAAGCACAACAGGAGAGGCAUCACCGACGGAAGUGAUUCAAUCAUGGGGAAUACACAACGGGGAAAGGGCCCAACCAACGAGGUCAUCCCAACCAAUGAGGUCAUCCCAACCGGCGAGGACAUCCCAACCAACGGGGACACCCCAACCAAUGCGAACCACAACAGGAAGAACCCACCAGACGGAUGGCCAAAGAAAAAAAUAACCCUCCUUAAGAGGAACGAAGUAAAGUAUGAAAAAUACGCAGGGGGUGGAAAUUACCCCAUAGGUAGUGUCCCUACUGGAGGAAAAAAUUGGCACCAAGAGACAUCUCAGAAGACACUCGAGCAGAGAGAAAAGGAAUAUAGAAAAAUACGAGCGAGGAUUUUUUCCAACUUUAAUAAAAAGAAAAAUAGCUUAAGGGUCCCGGAUGACUGCAUGUUCAAAGACGGUUCUAACGGUGUGCAGGAUCCUCCCACAGCUAGCCAUUUUGCCAUGCCGGUUGGAAGCCCCUAUGGUGCAGCGGCAAACAGUGCGUACGGAGCAGCGGCUAACAGUGCAUACGGCGCAGCGGCUAACAGUGCAUACGGCGCAGCGAUGGGCACCCCGUACGACACACCGCUUAACAACGUCUACUCCUGCGCGAUGAGUGGAUCCUACGCCUCGGCGAAUACCAACCCGUAUGCGACCAACUUCUGCAACCUCCCCCCUAGUAACCAUGAAGCCCUCCUUUACACACAUAAUAGUAUGCAUAUGGGAAGGAUGAACACGACGAACGAUGUGCCUCCCCCACCCCCAACCUUCUACCCGAGCAGCCAAACAGUUUACUCAAGUUAUGUGUACGACAUGCAGAACCAGUCCAGCUUUUCCAAAACGCCUACGUCCUUCCCCUUCCCCAUCGAACCCAGUACGAACUCUUACCCGCAUUACAAGAACAUAAACUGCCCUCCCGGCAGGGGGAGUAUCUCCAAUCGGGGCAAAGCGAAAAUGGUAGAUUGUUGCACCAAGGGAGACACAGGGAAAGACACAGGGAAAGAGACUCUAGUAGGUCCCCACCAGUUCGAGCUGAACAGUGGGGCGCACAUGGAUGGAGCAUACCCCACGGGUACCUAUAACAACGGUGUGCAUAACAGCGGUGUGCAUAACAGCGGUGUGCAUAACAGCGGUGUGCAUAAGGACGGCCUGUAUGCCUGCGGGCUGCAGAGUGGAUCCCUAAACGUAACCCCUGAACCCAUGCAAGGCACUGCACUCAUGAAUCACCCCAAACAGAACAGCCUCGCAAGCAUCACACAGGUAGAUGCGAUUAGCCAAAUGACAAAUAAAGGUAAAACUCCCAACAUAGAGAGGACAACCUUCACAGGAAAGAGCUUUACAUCCUUAAGUAACAAAAUAAAUCAAGACCAUGGCAAAAAAAAUAACAUACCAAUUGGGAAGAGGAUCAAUAGUGGCUCGAGGAAAAAAGGGGGCGUUACAAAUGGCAUCCUUAACAACAUCAUCGCUGCUGAAAUGCCCAAACAGAUGGGCUUCUUACAGGGGGGGGUGGAAAACAUACACAACUCUGCUGCUACCGUCAGUGGGGGGGGAGGCACCUCUCGAAGGAAGAAAAAGGACAACGUCGGUGGUGUCAGUGGUGUCAGUGGUGCCGGAGCUGCCAGGACUGUCAGUGCCGCUGUAGCCCCAAGUACAAAUGCAUACUCAAUGACGAACACCAGCUUGCUGGUCACCCCCCAAAUGAACAUCCUCACGAAUGAGGCGCCCCUCGGGGGAAAUAGAAACCAAAAGAGUGGGGAUUUCGAAAGGGGGGAAGGAAGGAGAAUACAACCAGGCGCUCCCCCGUUUAACUCCAAGGGGGGGACCCCCACCAACAACCAGCAAUCCUUUUGCACUGCUCAAUCGGAGGGUACCCCUGAUGAACAGUUCCCACAACACAUAAAUGAAGAAGGCACUCUGGGUUCACGAAGUGGUUCCAAGAGGGACAAAAAAAACGCAGCAUGCCCCCUCCUUCAGGUGAAUGUACCAAAUGAAGGGCAGGGGACAAAGGCCGCCCAGUGGGAGGGAAAGGGACUCCCCCCACCGACACUCCACUACAGUGAUUCACGACCCGGAAGGGAGAACCCAUUAGGAGGUGCACCACUAGGAGGUGCGCUCACCAGAACGAACGACGGUAAAGGUACACAUACCAAUGUAGCCUGCUCAAAUGAGGGAAGUAACAAUAGACCCCUUCCAAACGUAGGCGACAUGACCGAUAACGCGGAAGUAAAGGGGAAGAAGAAAAGGAAUUACAAAAGGAAGAAAAAAAAGAAUGCACAGUGUGGCAUCGCAAAGGGGACAGUUACCCCGAUGGGGUCAUCGAUGGGGUCAUCGAUUGGGCCAGCCAUCACCACCGUGACCUCAACGGCGAACCCCCAUGUGGCCAACGCGAGCUCCCUUCGAAGCCCCAACGGACCAGUGCCAAGUGCAGCAUACCUGCCAAACCAAAGCGCGCCCCCCGGACGAACGAACCACUCAUUGUACAAGCACAGCGACCCCCUCUUUGUCAUGGACGAACUAGAAUACUGCAGGGACAUAACCCUAUACGAGAAGAGAUUCGACAGGGGGAACAACACUGUACAAAGCAGUAAGAGGUAUGAUGUGGACUUCCCCUCUUUGUAUUGA